Microplitis demolitor is the source of this 985-nucleotide messenger RNA. RefSeq lists its product as uncharacterized. Bases 110 to 619 code for a protein of 169 amino acids. The record is from RefSeq and is a predicted model, not a curated record. The transcript is spliced from 5 exons. NCBI's taxonomy places the organism in Eukaryota, Metazoa, Arthropoda, Insecta, Hymenoptera, Braconidae.
AUUGUAUGUAAUCGAAUUACUCGACAGAGUGGGUGCGGUUAGGGUUUGACCACAUUUUCAAUAAUUUUAUUGUCAACUAUUAGUUUAAAUUUGAAAAUAAACCGUCAAAAUGACGAUUUUGGAAUCGUGUUGGUCGCCCAUUAUUUGGACAAAUAAUAUAAAAACUGGGAGUAAAGCGAUAGCUUUUUACACUGUGGCAAUGAGUGUUGUUAUGAUCACACUUAUUGUUUAUCAAAUGUGCGGAGGAGAUUCCACCCAACUUUAUAAUCCACUUUUCGAAGCAGAUGUGAGGCUCUCUUUACAAGCCGUCGGAGGAUUUUUUAUCGUCUACUUUUUUUUGAUGAUUGUUUCUGCAAGGUGUAUUUUGAUCGGCAUCAAUGAACGUGUCAGAGGGUGGUUACUACCUUGGCUCAUCACCUGGUUCAUUUUUUGUGCCUUUCAAUUAGUUUUCGGGCUGUGGUUAUUAGGAGGAUAUUAUAUCUAUCUUCAAGUUGUCUUGCCGACGCUCAUUAACUGGCUUUGGAUGGGAUACAAUUUUUACUGCUGGCUAUGUGUACUGUCAGUAUACAAAUUAUUCCAGGAAAUACAGUCACCCAAUAUCGAAUUACUGUGGCCGUAAAUUAAAAUUUUGCAAUUAUUUACAAGUGACCUUAUGAAAUUUUCUUUUUUUUUUACUAUUUUUCUCAAAGUAUUUGAAGCUUAGGUUAAUUUAGCGGUUAAGUAAUCAAUUUUUACAGUGCAAAAGUGACAAUUGUUUUUUAAUGUUUAUAGUGUUAGUUUUUAUUUUAUUAUACUUUUUGUUCAGUGACGAUCAAAGACUGAAAAUGGUUAGAAAACCAUCCGUCCAAAUUUGAUCUGUCGCCAUUUGUAAUUUAGAUUUAGGAAGUAAUUUUUUAACAUUGUAUGAAAAAGUUUGAUAUUAUUUAGAGAUAUAUAAGCAAUGAAAUUUUUAAUGAACAGUGCACUUACAUUUUUUUUUUUAACG